AUGUGGAGGACGGUGUCCAAGGCCAACAUCCAGCUGCUGAGGGGCGAGCAGCUCCGCGUGUCCCUCGUCACCCGGGCGCAGCCCUCCGGGGAGGUCCAUGGCCGCAUCCUCAAGCACCGGGCGUUCUUCGCAGAGACCUUCGGUGCCAUCCUGACCUCAUCGGACCCCACGCACCUGGGCACUGGGGGCAUGGCCAUGCUGACGCUGAGUGACGCCGAGAACAACCUGCACUUCAUCCUGAUGGCGCGGGGGCUGCUGGAGCCCGUCUGCGCCUUGCAGUGCCAGCAGUUCCUCGUCUCCAAGGUGGGUGAGGACUGGGUCUUCCUCAUCCUCCUGGGGCUGGUCAUGGCACUGGUCAGCUGGGCCAUGGACUUUGCCAUCGCCACCUGUCUGCAAGCCCAGAAGUGGAUGUACGGGGGCCUGGACACCAAUGUGAUGCUGCAGUACCUGGCCUGGGUCACCUACCCCACUGUGCUCAUCACCUUCUCGGCCGGCUUCACCCAGAUCCUCGCCCCCCAGGCCGUGGGCUCGGGGAUCCCUGAGAUGAAGACCAUCCUGCGGGGCGUCGUGCUGAAGGAGUACCUCACCCUAAAGACCUUUUUGGCCAAAGCGAUCGGACUGACGUGUGCUCUGGGCAGCGGCAUGCCCCUGGGCAAGGAGGGGCCCUUCGUCCACAUCGCCAGCAUGUGUGCGUCCCUGCUCAGCCGAUUCCUCUCCCUCUUCGGGGGCAUCUACGAGACGAUCACGGCGCUGUUCAAGACCCGCUUCCGCCUCGACUUCCCCUUCGACCUGCAGGAGCUGCCCGCCUUUGCUGUCAUCGGGAUCGCCAGCGGCUUCGGUGGCGCGCUCUUCGUCUACCUCAACCGUAAGAUCGUGCAGUUCAUGCGCCGCCAGAAGACCAUCAACCGCUUCCUCAUGAAGAAGCGCCUGCUCUUCCCUGCCCUGGUGACUCUGCUUAUCUCCACUCUGACAUUUCCACCUGGCUUCGGACAGUUCAUGGCUGGCCAGGGACCUCUCACCCAGAAGGACACCCUGGUAACACUCUUCGACAACCAGACAUGGGCCAAGCAGGGUGUCAGCGAUGAGUUUGAAUACUUGGGCAUCCUGGAGGCCUGGCACCACCCCCGCUCCAAUGUCUUCAUCACCCUUGUGGUCUUCAUCCUCAUGAAGGUGGGUGCCUCUUGACCCUGCCAGCCCCAAGGUGCCACCAGGAGGUUCUGGGGAGGGGGUCCUGGGUGCCACCAGCGAGGUGCCGGAUGGUUGCCAGCAAGGUGGCACCAGGAAGCACCCCCAUAUGUCCUGGGGAUGGGUGCAGGGGCGGCUGCACUGUCAGGCGCUGUCACCCACACCGUGUCCACGGCUGUCAUCGUCUUCGAGCUGACGGGGCAGAUUUCGCACAUCCUGCCUGUCAUGAUUGCCGUCAUCCUGGCCAAUGCCGUGGCCCAGAGCCUCCAGCCCUCGCUCUACGACAGCAUCAUCCGCAUCAAGAAGCUGCCCUACCUCCCCGAGCUGGGCUGGGGCCACCACGAGAAAUACAACGUGCGGGUGGAGGACAUCAUGGUGCGGGACAUCCGCUACGUCACCCUCAACUGCAAGUACCGGGACCUGCAGCACGUCCUGCAGAGCACCAAGAUGAAGAGCCUGCCGCUGGUGGAGUCGGCCGAGUCCAUGAUCCUGCUGGGCUCCAUCGAGCGGGCACAGGUGGGGGCCCUGCUCAGCCACCAGCUCAGCCCCCAGCGCCGGCUCCAGGCCCUGCAGCAGAAGGCGCUGGCCGAGGACGGGCACGCCCAGGGCAUGGCCUAUCACAAGGCCAAACACGUCCGCAUUUCCAUCGUGGAGGAGAUGGACCUGGGUGAGAAGAUGUCCCCGUCGGAGGUGAGCGGAGAGUAG
Opisthocomus hoazin is the source of this 1890-nucleotide messenger RNA. Lineage: Eukaryota; Metazoa; Chordata; Aves; Opisthocomiformes; Opisthocomidae. The record is from RefSeq and is a predicted model, not a curated record.